Messenger RNA from Fraxinus pennsylvanica, 3789 nucleotides. The record is from the annotation of a GenBank genome assembly. Lineage: Eukaryota; Viridiplantae; Streptophyta; Magnoliopsida; Lamiales; Oleaceae.
AUGGGGCAGCCAUCGGCGCCGCCGCCCCCGAUUAUCCAUCCUCCGCCGCCUCCUCUACUGGCACCGCCUUCACCUCGAGCUCAAUCUAUCGGAGGAAACGGAGGGGGUUGCCAGGUGCGUUGCGCGGGAUGCAAGAUGGUGCUGACAGUGGGCCCGGGUUUGACGGAGUUCGCUUGCCCUAGUUGCAAAUUGCCGCAAAUGCUGCCGCCUGAGCUGAUGCAGCCCAACCAGGUCCAGGUCCAUCAACAGCGUAAUGUUCCAGCAUACGGCGUUGAUCCGACGAAGAUACAGCUGCCUUGCGCUCACUGCAAGGCCUUGCUUAAUGUUCCCCAUGGUUUGUCACGCUUCAAUUGUCCCCAGUGCGGCAUUGAACUGGCAGUCGAUCUGUCAAAGUUUCAACAGUUCUCUUCGGAUCUUCACCUGCCGCUGCCUCCUGAAGAAGUCAAUGAGGUAGCCAUUGAAGUUGAGCGUGAAGAAGAUGAAGGUGGAAUGGUGGGAGAAACAUUCAUGGAUUAUCGUCCUCCCAAACUGUCCAUUGGUCCUCCCCAUCCAGAUCCUAUUGUGGAGACAUCUUCCUUAUCUGCAGUGCAGCCUCCUGCACCUACUUAUGAUCUGAGAAUUAACGAUGACCUGGAAAAUUCAAAAGCACUGUCAUGCUUGCAAAUUGAAACGUUGGUCUAUGCUUGUCAGAGGCAUCUUCAGCACCUUCCGAAUGGUGCAAGGGCUGGAUUUUUUCUUGGAGAUGGUGCAGGUGUGGGUAAAGGACGAACUAUUGCAGGGUUAAUAUGGGAGAACUGGCACCAAGGGAGAACGAAAGCAUUGUGGAUUUCCAUUGGUUCAGACUUGAAAUUUGAUUCUAGGAGAGACUUGGAUGAUGUGGGUGCAAUGUAUAUAGAAGUGCAUGCUUUGAACAAGCUUCCUUAUUCUAAGCUUGAUUCAAAGUCCGUUGGCAUUAGGGAAGGAGUUGUUUUCUUGACGUAUAGCAGCCUCAUAGCAUCUUCUGAAAAAGGUCGUUCUCGUUUGCAGCAGCUUGUACAAUGGUGUGGACCCCAGUAUGAUGGUCUAAUCAUAUUUGAUGAGUGUCACAAAGCCAAAAAUUUGGUCCCAGAAGCUGGAGGACAAUCUACAAGAACAGGCGAAGCUGUUCUCGAGAUUCAGGCCCGACUUCCUGAAGCUCGUGUUAUUUAUUGCUCGGCAACUGGUGCUUCUGAACCGCGCAAUAUGGGUUAUAUGGUUCGCCUUGGUCUUUGGGGAGUUGGAACAUCUUUCUUCAACUUCCGUGAAUUUUUAGGUGCAAUGGAGAAAGGAGGUGUUGGAGCUCUAGAACUUGUUGCCAUGGACAUGAAAGCAAGGGGUAUGUAUGUUUGUCGUACACUGAGCUACGAAGGUGCGGAAUUCGAAGUUGUUGAAGUACCCUUGAAUUCCAGCAUGACGGAUAUGUAUAGAAAAUCAGCAGAAUUUUGGGCCGAGUUGAGACUGGAAUUACUAUCAGCAAGUGCAUUCCUUACCAAUGACAAGCCGAGCACAAGUCAAUUAUGGAGAUUAUUUUGGGCCAAUCAUCAGCGUUUCUUUAGACACAUGUGUAUGUCAGCCAAGGUGCCUACAGUCGUAAAUCUUUCUAAGCAAGCAUUGAUGGAAAAUAAGUGUGUCGUCAUAGGCCUACAGAGUACUGGAGAAGCACGGACUGAGGAAGCUGUGUCAAAAUAUGGUCUUGAACUUGAUGAUUUCAUCUCGGGACCUCGUGAAUUAUUGCUGAAAUUUGUUGAAGAAAAUUAUCCUCUGCCCGAGAAGCCUGAACCACUCCCAGAGGAAAGCGAGAAAGAGCUACCAAGAAAGAGACACUCAGCAAAACCUGAUGUUUCCUUCACUGGGAGAGUAAGGAAAGUUGCUAAAUGGCAAGCUGAAAGUGAUGAAGAAAGCGAGUGGGGAUCAGAAACCGACACUGAACCUGAAUCUGUUGGAUCUGACGAUGAGUUUCAGAUAUGCAAUAUUUGCAACUCAGAAGAAGAAAGAAAGAAAUUACUGCAAUGUUCCUGCUGUGGCCAGCUUGUCCAUCCUGCAUGUCUAUUUCCACCCGUUGUUGAAGCAGUACCUGAGGAUUGGUCUUGUCACUCGUGCAUGGAAAAAACGGAGGAAUAUCUUCAAGAGAGACGUGCCUAUGUUGCAGAACUGUUUAAGAGGUAUGAAGUAGCAGUGGAGCGUCAAUCAAAUAUUUUAGAAAUAAUUCGUUCAAUGGAUCUUCCAAACAAUCCAUUGGAUGAUAUUAUUGAUCAGCUUGGAGGCCCUGAUAAUGUCUCAGAAAUAACGGGGAGGCGAGGCAUGCUUGUCAGGGCUUCUGGUGGAAAAGGAGUCACCUAUCAGGCACGAAACACGAAAGAAGUGACCAUGGAAAUGGUCAAUAUGCAUGAAAAGCAACUCUUCAUGGAUGGUAAGAAGCUGGUAGCUAUUAUUUCUGAAGCUGGAUCUGCUGGUGUUUCAUUGCAAGCAGAUAGAAGGGCCGUAAAUCAGAAAAGAAGAGUUCAUUUAACUCUAGAACUACCUUGGAGUGCAGACCGAGCAAUUCAACAAUUUGGAAGAACACAUCGAUCUAAUCAAGCUUCCGCACCUGAGUACAGGCUGCUUUUCACGAACCUUGGUGGUGAACGCCGGUUUGCAUCGAUUGUAGCCAAGAGACUUGAAUCUCUUGGAGCAUUAACACAGGGAGACCGGAGGGCUGGACUUGGACUUUCUCUUAGCGCAUAUAAUUAUGAUAGUGUUUAUGGGAAGAGAGCUCUGAUGAUGAUGUAUAAAGGACUCUUGGAACAGGAAUCUUUGCCAGUUGUACCACCAGGGUGUUCAUCUGAAGAACCAGAGACAAUUCGAGAUUUUAUUCUGAAGGGAAAGGCUGGUCUUAUAUCUGUUGGAAUAAUUAGGGAUUCGGUUCUUGGUAGCGGGAAGGAUUCAGGAAAAAAUUCUGGACGAAUAGUUGAUUCGGACAUGCAUGAUGUUGGACGUUUCCUCAAUCGGCUUCUAGGGGUCCCUCCUGAGAUUCAGAACAAGCUCUUUGAGUUAUUUGUCAGCAUCCUUGAUCUUCUCAUACACAAUGCACGUACUGAAGGACAUUUGGACUCUGGGAUUGUUGAUAUGAAAGCUAACUCCGUCGAACUGCAAGGAACUCCAAAGACUGUCCAUGUCGAUCAUAUGUCUGGGGCAUCCACUAUUCUGUUUACUUUCACUUUGAAUCGAGGAAUGAAGUGGGAGUCUGCGCUGUCUUUGCUUGAGGAGAAGCAGAAGGACAAACCUGGUUUGCCUAAUAAUGGAUUCUAUGAGUCUAGACGGGAAUGGUUGGGAAGACGGCAUUUUAUAUUGGCAUUUGAAGGUUCUGUCUCUGGAAUGUACAAAGUAAUCCGUCCAACCAUUGGGGAGUCUCUCAGGGAGAUGCCUCUAGCAGAAUUAAAAGACAAAUACAGAAAAAUUUCAUCUUUGGAGAAAGCUCGCAGUGGUUGGGACGAUGAAUAUGAUGUUUCAUCAAAGCAGUGCAUGCAUGGCCCAAACUGCAAGCUAGGAAACUUCUGUACAGUCGGCAGAAGAUUACAGGUAGUGAACGUUUUAGGUGGCCUCAUUCUCCCUGUCUGGGGAACUAUUGAGAAAGCACUUUCUAAGCAAGCUCGCCAAAGCCAUAAACGGAUUCGGGUUGUGCGUGUAGUGACCACCACAGACAAUCAACGAAUUGUUGGAUUGCUUAUUCCAAAUGCAGCAGUUGAAUCAGUGCUUCAAGAUUUUGCUUGGGUCCAAGACAUCGACGAAUGA